UAGUAUCAGAAGUUCUGAUUCAGAACUUUCGAAGGAGAAAUAUGGCCGCCUGGACACGCGAUGAAUUGUGUGUGUUAAUAGACGCGUUCAAGGAAGAACAGUGCUUGUAUAACGUUAAAUCGAAGAACUAUCAUAAUAAACAUUUCCGGUCGGAAGCUCUAAAUAGAGUGUUCCAGAAAGUUAAAAGUCUUCGGUCGCAUUUACAGAAUCCAAAGGAAUGCCAAAUCAAGUUCUCCAAUAUGAGAAACAUGUUUAGCGUGGAAAACAACAAGAGGAAAGAGAGUAUGAAAACCGGAUCAGGAACAGAUGAUGUAGAUGAUUGUGGCACCUACAAACAAAGUGAUCCAGCUCCUGCAGAUAGUGAACUGGAGGUGGACUCUGCAACUACCAACAUUGAGGAUGUCUGCAGUACCAGUAACAGCAGCAUCAGUAUGUUUGCACCAAAUGAUCAGGCAUCCUCUCAGACAAUUCAGGAGUCAGUAGAUAUGUCCACACCUACAUCCUCAACCAAGAAAAGAAAGGGAAAUGAAGACUAUGGGUCUGCAGUUAUCCUAAUUGCAAAGGCUCUACAGGAAGAUGAUGAGAGUGAUGAAACAGAUCUGUUUGCAAAAUUUCUAGGAGCAGAAAUUAAAAAAUUAAAUGCGACAAAAAGAAAAGAUGUGUAAGAUUGGAGCUGAUGAGAGUAUUGUAUGAAG
Schistocerca cancellata (South American locust) is the source of this 695-nucleotide messenger RNA. RefSeq lists its product as uncharacterized. The transcript is spliced from 2 exons. Lineage: Eukaryota; Metazoa; Arthropoda; Insecta; Orthoptera; Acrididae. The coding region runs from base 42 to 665 and encodes 207 amino acids. The record is from RefSeq and is a predicted model, not a curated record.